Messenger RNA from Anopheles gambiae (African malaria mosquito), 964 nucleotides. Its product is annotated as C-type lectin 37Db. Gene Ontology annotation, molecular function: carbohydrate binding. The record is from RefSeq and is a predicted model, not a curated record. Gene Ontology annotation, cellular component: external side of plasma membrane. Gene Ontology annotation, biological process: biological process involved in interspecies interaction between organisms. Lineage: Eukaryota; Metazoa; Arthropoda; Insecta; Diptera; Culicidae. Bases 383 to 877 code for a protein of 164 amino acids. The transcript has 2 exons.
AAAAUAGAAAGCAAUUAAAAUCCAGUUAACUCCACUGCCUACCUUAAAAGCUUUGGUUUUUUUUCGUUUAUUCCGAGGUCAAAUAUCUUGCAUGCAGCAUGUGUACACUCCGUUAGCAUAACAAUAAUCUUCCCUUUCUUCUGCCGAGGACAUCUUCCUGCAACCGCCGCAUACAUUAAUUGUGUAUACGGGAAUACCGAUACAAAAAAUUGGGAAUCCCGUGAACAAAUUGAUAUCUCUAACCUAAUCAAGGCAUACAGACAACACGAUGAUUGAGCAUAAUGCAUAAUUGGUGCAUCGUUUGCAAACUAUAUUAACCGCAUCCCGACGCGAGUUGGCUUUAGAACCGUUUGAACCGUUGUUGAGCGUGAACGUGAACACCAUGGAAACGAAACGCUUGGCCAACUUUGUGGCGAUUCUGCUCAGCUUCCUGGCAGUUGGGUUGAUCAGCACACAUGAUACGUCCGAGUUAUGCCACGGGAAGUACUACUUCGGCAACACAUUUAAGAUCAACUGGUAUAAGGCGACAGAUUACUGUAGAUCCCGCGGCAUGUUUCUGGUGUCGAUCAACAAUCAUGCACAGCUGAACGGUGUGAUCAAGUGCAUCCAGAAGAGCGGACACAUGAACCUGAACAACGACCUGGACAUGUGGACGUCCGGUAACGAUCUCGGCGAGGAAGGGCAGUUCUUCUUCUCUUCGACCGGCGAACGGGUGACGUUCAAUCGGUGGGACAAAGGUGAACCGAACAAUGCGUGGCACGGAAUGUGCGUAUACGAGAAUUGUGUCACGCUGCACUUCAAAUUGCAUUCCGUCAACUACACUUUGGGCGAUAGGCCUUGCGGGAAGGAAAAAUUCUUCAUGUGUGAAGCGUUGUAGGAUCUAGGAACAGCGUGCAGGUGUGUGUGUUUUAAGUGGAUUAAUAAGAGAGAGCGGUGCGGUAUAUUUCAUCCAUACAACAUUAAA